Saccharomycodes ludwigii is the source of this 1074-nucleotide messenger RNA. It is a transcript of the gene RRD2, whose product is annotated as peptidylprolyl isomerase RRD2. The transcript has a single exon. The record is from RefSeq and is a predicted model, not a curated record. The coding region runs from base 1 to 1074 and encodes 357 amino acids. Gene Ontology annotation, molecular function: protein tyrosine phosphatase activator activity; peptidyl-prolyl cis-trans isomerase activity. Gene Ontology annotation, biological process: mitotic spindle organization. Gene Ontology annotation, cellular component: nucleus; cytoplasm; protein phosphatase type 2A complex. Lineage: Eukaryota; Fungi; Ascomycota; Saccharomycetes; Saccharomycodales; Saccharomycodaceae.
AUGAAACCCGUAAAAAGACUAUUAACUAAUGAAGAUCUGGAAUUAUGGAAAAAUUCUAGUACAUUUAAAGAUUUGGUUGAUUUCAUUACUAAUUUGGCACUUAGUGUUGAAGGGCGUGAAAAUACAGACUAUAAAAUACCUAUUAGUGAGAGUGUUAAUAAAGUAGCCAAAAUUUUGGAUGAUAUAGAUUCCAUUUUUAUUAAACAUCCAGUUAUUAAUCAAAGGGAGUUAUCCAGAUUCGGUAAACUUGAAUUUAGAGAUUUUUAUGAUGAUUUAUCCAAAAAUGCUAAUCGAAUUAUCUCCUCACAUAUCCCUGAAUUAACCAUUGAUCAAUUGGAGGAAUUAUCCACCUAUUUAAUUGAAUCUUGGGGAAACAGACAAAGAAUAGAUUACGGUUCAGGUCAUGAAUUAAAUUUUCUUUGCUUUUUAUAUGGCCUAACAAAAUACAAUAUAUUACAUCUCGAUCAAGAUAAUACUAAUAUUAUAUUAAAAUUGUUCAUUCAAUAUAUGUCAUUAAUGAGGAAAUUGGAAAAGGAAUAUUGGCUAGAACCUGCAGGGUCGCACGGUGUUUGGGGUUUGGAUGAUUACCAUUUUUUACCCUUUUUAUUUGGUGCCUUUCAACUAUCAACGCAUAAACAUUUAAAACCAAGUAGUAUACACAACGAUGAAGUUGUUGAAAUGUUUGCUUCAAAAUAUUUAUAUUUUGGUUGUAUUUCAUUUAUAAAUAGCGUCAAGACAACGGCUACUCUUAGAUGGCAUUCUCCUAUGUUAGACGAUAUUAGUGGGGUCAAAAAAUGGAGCAAAGUUGCAGAGGGUAUGAUUAAAAUGUAUAAAGCAGAGGUAUUAAGUAAAUUACCCAUCAUGCAGCAUUUCUUUUUCAGUGAUUUUUUACCAUGUCCAGAAGGCGUGUCACCUCCAGAAGAUCCAGAAAAACAUGAACAUGGAGAAUGCGGGCAUCAUCAUGAGCAAAAUUCAUGGGGUGAUUGCUGUGGCAUUAAAGUACCUAGUGCUAUAGCAGCCACUGAAAUGAAUAAAAAAAAGACUCACACAGCAAGACCAUUGCCUUUUGAUUAA